AUGGUCUCCGGCACCGCGCCGGACAGCAUGUUGUACCCCACGUUGAUCACCUCCAGGCUCUCCAUGUCGCCGAUGCUCUCCGGCAGCUCCCCCGCGAACUCGUUGUGGCUGAGGUCCAGCACCUUGAGCUUCUUCAGCUUGCCGAUCUCCGGCGGGAUGCAGGAGCUGAUGCUGGUGUUGAGCAGGAUGAGCUCGACCAGCGUGUCGGCCAUGUCGCCGAUGCUCGGAGGAAGGCAGCCGGCCAGCUUGGUGUUGGCGAGCACGAUGACCGACGCCGUGGAGUUGGUCAGGCUCCCCGACGCCAGCGACACGUUGAAGCGGUUGUCGUUGGCGAACAGCGCGUCCAGGCUGAGCUGCCGGCCGAACACCGCGUCCGGGAGCUCGCCGUCGAAGUCGUUGAACCGGAGGUCCAGGUACUUGAGCGACGGCAGAGAGGUGAGGAAGGACGGGAAGGGGCCGGAGAGGAGGUUGUUGCUGACGUCCAGCUCGAAGAGGAGGCGCAUAUGCUGCAUGGACGUCGGCAGCGUGCCGUGGAACCGGUUGGAGUUGAGGUGGAGAACCGCGAGGUCGGCGAGGAGGCCGAGGUGGUCGGUGAGGACGCCGGCGAUACGGCCGUGGUUGAGGUCGACGCCUGCGACGGUGAGGAUGCACGGGUCGUCCGGCGCGGCGGCGCAGAACACGCCGGUGUAG
Molecule: messenger RNA, 690 nt
Organism: Triticum turgidum subsp. durum (durum wheat)
Lineage: Eukaryota; Viridiplantae; Streptophyta; Magnoliopsida; Poales; Poaceae
Source: the annotation of a GenBank genome assembly